Messenger RNA from Coregonus sp. 'balchen', 7085 nucleotides. NCBI's taxonomy places the organism in Eukaryota, Metazoa, Chordata, Actinopteri, Salmoniformes, Salmonidae. The record is from the annotation of a GenBank genome assembly.
UGUUUUGCUAUUGUCUCAAUCUCUCCACCCGGACCUUUUUACGGACGCACUGGUGCACUCCGGAGCCGAUUUCGUCACGCCAUUGUACUAUUAGUUUAUUUUUCAGACUUUGGAAAGAUUUUGUUAGGGUUCCUAGCUCAGUGUUGAAACUCGGGGGAAUCCGGUGGUGAGAUAAGAGCACGAGCGUGACCGAAUAACAGCUGCCAUGUCAACGGACUCCUGGGCCCAGGCUGUGGACGAGCAAGAAGCCGCUGCGGAAUCGGUAAGCACGAGCCGAACUGCUCUUUGGCGAAAUGUGUCGGGUCAUGGGCCUAUGCUUCGGCUGGUUAACGUUAGCUAUAGAUUCUGUUUAAAUAUUGCAGAUUACCUUAAUUAACUAGCUAGUUAAAUAGUUUACCGAUAUUGCAAUCAAUCAACAUUACAUACAUGACCCCUCGACCGUGUUACCGUUCACAUCAUAAUGCCUACUGUAACUAGCUAGUUUGGUUAACGUUAACUAACUAACUAGUCGAGUUAGCAAACGUUAGCUAAUUAACGUGAAUUUGCUAACUUGGCUAGCCAGAUCAACUAGCUAUUAGUAAUUAAUUGUUUCCAUUGCAUUAUAUGACACCACGUGCUCUGUUACAUACAAUUCGAUCUCGUUAGCGUUAACCCGAUUUCAUGUAUUACUUGUCACGACUUCCGACGUGGUCAAGAAAUGGCACCUGUCCAGGGAGGGAGAUCCCACAUGUUCACGCACUCCAAUUUGUGCAGCACAUGCCUUGCCUUGAAAUGAUCCGUUUCAAAACAUUCCUGGACAUCCUAAAACCAAAUGAUGCUUGUUUAUAUUUCCUAGAUUGGUAGCCUACAAAUCAAAGACAAGCCCGAGGAAAAUGGUAAGAGAAGUUAUCCCAGAUUGCCUACUAUAAACAGGCUAUGUGGUUUAGCAUAACACAUGGUCUGAAGGAUUAUAACUUCAAUUUGUGAAUCAAUUCUUGUUAAGGUGGUUUGGGUGAAAACAAAACAAAAAUUCAUUGAAAAUGUAUGUGUCAACUUGUUCUGAGGAUACCACAAGCUAACAAAUACCAUAUGGUACCCUCAGGUACUGCCAACACUGCGACAACGACAACGACAACAAACACAGCAGCAGCCGCCAGCGCUGCAAUGCCUGCGAAGACAGGCGGAGGAGAGGGAGACAAAACAGGGGAGGAGGACGAUAAAGGUGUUUACUAUCAGGCCACACAAAAAAUACAACAUGGGAUGGCAGCAGUGGUGGAAAAAGUACUCAAUUGUCGUACUUGAGUAAAAUUAAAGAUACCUUAGCAGAAAAUGACUCAAGUAAAAGUGAAAGUCACCCAGUAAAAUACUGGUUUUAAAUAUACUUUAAGUAUCAAAGUAAAUGGAACUGCUAAAAUAUACUUGUGUAUGAGUGGUCCUCUGUAGCUUAGCUGGUAGAGCACUGCGCCUGUAACGCCAGGGUAGUGGGUUCGAGCCCUGGGACCACCAUACACAAAAAAAUUAAAUAAUGCACGCAUUACUGUAAGUUGCUUUGGAUAAAAGCGUCUGCUAAAUGGCUUAUUAUUAUUAUUAUUAUUAUACUUAAGUAUUAAAAGUAUAAAUCAUUUCAAAUUCCUUAUAUUAAGCAAACCAGACAGCACUAUGUUCUUUUUUAUUGACGGAUAGCCAGGGGCACACUCCAACAUUCAGACAUAAUUUACAAACAAAGCAUUUGUGUUUAGUGAGUCCACCAGAUCAGAAGCAGUAGGGAUGACCGGGGAUGUUCUCUUGAUAUAAGUGCAUGAACAUUUUCAUGUCAAAAUGUUACAGGAGUACUUCUGGGUGUCAGUGAAAAUGUAUGGAGUAAAAAGUACAUUAUUGUCUUUAGGAAUGUAGUGAAGUAAAAGUUGGCAAAAAUAUAAAUAGUAAAGUACAGAUACCCCAAAAAACUACUUAAGUAGUACUUUAAAGUAUUUGUAGUUAAGUACUUUACACCACUGGAUGGCAGUGUUUCCUUUCACAGCAGAGCCAGAUUAUGGUGUUUCAGUUGAGCUGUCUUUGACAGCCUGGUUUGUGUUUGAUCAUCAGAUGCAAAUGUUGUCAUACUGGUGUUGCCAAAGCUUUGCUUCACGACAGCUAGUCUAUAUUCUCCUGUAGACUGUCUCUCCUUAAAUGUGUUGUGGCAGGUCCAAACAGACCUCUGGAAUAUUAUGUCACUGCAUUGUAAAUGUAAUGUAACUGUUUUCAGAUGACAAGGCGGCACAAUCGUUGUUGAAUAAGUUGAUACGCAGUAAUCUAGUGAACACAACCAAUCAAGUAGAAGUCCUACAGAGGGAUCCCAACUCUCCGCUUUACUCUGUCAAGUCCUUUGAGGAGCUGCGGCUGUAAGUUACUUUAUGUCCUAUCUAUAAACUCUAAGAGCUGUCUAUGAGGUGCCUAUGAACUGUUAGAGUGCACAAGGUGUUAUGAAUGUUAUUGAACACAAAUUACAGUUUUGAUCAGAAUCUGUUUUGCUGUUGGCACAUGUAAUGUGCUCUUGGCCCCUGGCUUUGUGUCCAUAUAUUUCUCAGUUUUGAAUAAAAAAACGUGUCCCCUUAAUACUCACAUUGUUUCCCCUCCCUGUCCCCACAGUAAACCUCAGCUGCUCCAGGGAGUGUACGCCAUGGGCUUCAACCGCCCCUCCAAAAUCCAAGAGAACGCAUUACCCAUGAUGCUCGCAGAACCGUGAGUUUACAGAGAGCUUCAGUCAGACACUUCCUGAUUCCUCUUAGUCAGUCACACACAUCUCUCAGCUCUUUGUAUCAAGUUAAUAUUCAUUCCCUGAAUCCCAAACUAGUUCACAGACUAGAGAGAUGAUUCGUUUUGUUUGGACAGACGGCCGAUAGACAUGAGAAGUGCUGUGUAAAGUCCACCUCUGUAAUACCAACCAUCCUCUGGCCUGUCUUGCUCUUCUCCAUUUAAACUGAAAUCAAACUGUUCUAUUUAACUAAUUUCCAUUUAACUGAUCUGAUUGGCCAUUAAACAGUUUUUCCAGAACAAUCAUGAAGCUCUGUCUUUCCUCUCUCCUGGUGCCUUCUCUCUCUUUGUUGAUCUGACCCGUGCUCUGAUGGCUACCAGCCCACAGAACCUGAUCGCCCAGUCUCAGUCGGGGACGGGGAAAACUGCUGCCUUUGUCCUGGCCAUGCUCAGUCACGUUGACCCCAACAACAAGUUCCCACAGGUGAGUUGAGCCCUGACCCUUGACUUCUCAGGGUCACUUUCAUUAGGGUACCCUGUCCAUUUGAUUGUCCUACCUAUGAGCUCUCUAACACCUUCCUCUCUCCCAGGCUCUGUCUGUGUCUCCUACCUAUGAGCUAUCUAACACCUUCCUCUCUCCCAGGCUCUGUGUGUGUCUCCUACCUAUGAGCUGGCCCUGCAGACAGGGAAGGUCAUUGAGCAGAUGGGGAAGCACUAUUCAGAGGUCAAACUAGUCUACGCCAUCAGAGGAAACAAGCGUAAGUCUACUACGGAGUCCUUUAAAGUCUCUCAACUGAUUUUACUGCAUUUCAAACGGAGUGGAACACUGGUAUGACCAGGUUAAUCAUCCACCGUGGUUGUUGGAACCGUGCUGAAAAGGACAAUGUGAAAAGAAAAGAUCAGAACCACAGUUAAAUUGGGCUCGGCACUACAGUGUGAAAAGGGAAAUACUCUCUCUUCCUCUCCCCCCCAGUGCAGAGAGGUACCCAGCUCCAGGAGCAGGUCGUGAUUGGAACGCCAGGCACCAUGCUGGACUGGUGUCUGAAGUUCAAGUUCAUCGACCCCAAGAAAAUCAAAGUGUUUGUCCUGGACGAAGCUGACGUCAUGAUCGCUACACAGGGUCAUCAGGACCAGAGCAUACGCAUUCAGAGGUACACACACAGUCACAUUCACACACAUUGACCCCUUAGUCCUCUCUCUCUGUGUUUCAGGAAGUUGCCUAAAGUUAUAAAACCAACCCACCAUGCUGACCCCUUUUCUCCCUCUCAGGAUGCUACCCAAAGAGUGCCAGAUGCUGCUGUUCUCGGCAACGUUCGAGGAGACUGUGUGGAACUUUGCUCAGCGCAUCGUCCCAGAACCCAACAUCAUCAAGCUGAAGAGGGAGGAGGAGACUCUGGACACCAUCAAACAGUACUACGUCCUCUGUAACAGCAAAGAGGAGAAGUUCAUGGCCCUCUGCAACAUCUACGGAGCCAUCACCAUCGCUCAGGCCAUGAUCUUCUGUCAUGUGAGUUAGAGCCAUCACCAUCGCUCAGGCCAUGAUCUUCUGUCAUGUGAGUUAGAGCCAUCACCAUCGCUCAGGCCAUGAUCUUCUGUCAUGUGAGUUAGAGCCAUCACCAUCGCUCAGGCCAUGAUCUUCUGUCAUGUGAGUUAGAGCCAUCACCAUCGCUCAGGCCAUGAUCUUCUGUCAUGUGAGUUAGAGCCAUCACCAUCGCUCAGGCCAUGAUCUUCUGUCAUGUGAGUUAGAGCCAUCACCAUCGCUCAGGCCAUGAUCUUCUGUCAUGUGAGUUAGAGCCAUCACCAUCGCUCAGGCCAUGAUCUUCUGUCAUGUGAGUUAGAGCCAUCACCAUCGCUCAGGCCAUGAUCUUCUGUCAUGUGAGUUAGAGCCAUCACCAUCGCUCAGGCCAUGAUCUUCUGUCAUGUGAGUUUGUUAUUCCAGUUAAUCAACGUGUUUGAAGGGAUUAGUUUGAGCGAGGCGUAUAAUUGCUUAUCUUGAUCACAUAAUGAGUAAGUGGUUUGGUAUGUAAGGUAAGGGGAUUAUGAGUAAGUGGUUUGGUAUGUAAGGUAAGGGGAUUAUGAGUAAGUGGUUUGGUAUGUAAGGUAAGGGGAUUAUGAGUAAGUGGUUUGGUAUGUAAGGUAAGGGGAUUAUGAGGAAGUGGUUUGGUAUGUAAGGUAAGGGGAUUAUGAGGAAGUGGUUUGGUAUGUAAGGUAAGGGGAUUAUGAGGAAGUGGUUUGGUAUGUAAGGUAAGGGGAUUAUGAGGAAGUGGUUUGGUAUGUAAGGUAAGGGGAUUAUGAGGAAGUGGUUUGGUAUGUAAGGUAAGGGGAUUAUGAGGAAGUGGUUUGGUAUGUAAGGUAAGGGGAUUAUGAGGAAGUGGUUUGGUAUGUAAGGUAAGGGGAUUAUGAGGAAGUGGUUUGGUAUGUAAGGUAAGGGGAUUUGUAGAUUGGUGAUUCAGUGAGUGCACACACUGUGGUAUUUAGUCACAUAAGUGUUAAAUCUGAAAAUGUUAAUAAUGUAAGCAGUAUGGCGAGAUGGAAAGCUAUUACCAUAUUGUUUUAUACCUAUUUAAUCAUCUCAGAUCUAACACUAGGAGCUAAAGGAGAGGUUUCCAGUGGGUCGGGGGUUGAUUUGGGAUCUGGUGUUUCUCUCUGUGUACUUUAUCCCCUUGUCUCUCUCUCUUUCCCCCUCAGACCAGGAAAACGGCAGGGUGGUUGGCAGGUGAGCUGUCCCGGGAGGGCCACCAGGUGGCGCUGCUCAGUGGUGAGAUGCAGGUGGAGCAGAGAGCUGCUGUCAUCGACCGCUUCAGAGAUGGAAAGGAGAAGGUCCUGGUCACCACCAACGUCUGUGCCAGAGGUAACUCACUCACUCAAACUACUGGUCUUUAUUUAAAGGCCCAGUCUGAUAUUUACAGAUGUUUUUGAAUCAUUUUAAUUAAUGGUAUACCUAUUGAUUCUUGAAGAGUUUCAAAUGAAGGAGUAGGCCCUUUUUAGCUAGUGAUGCAACAGUAACUGUUCAACUCCUCUUCAGAUGGACGACGUAGACUGUUAACGUUACAUUAAUACACUGGUCUUCAUUGAAUUAGUUUUAGUAUUCUGCUCCUGGGUAGUUAUUGGAUAUGUUGUACACUACUUUUAUAAUGUUCAGUCUGUCCAUUCACAUAUUCUCAGCUGUCUAUAAUCUGACCCUUGACUCUCCCUCCAGGUAUCGACGUGGAGCAGGUUUCCGUGGUGAUAAACUUUGACCUGCCGGUGGACAGAGACGGUAACCCAGACAACGAGACUUACCUGCACCGGAUUGGCCGCACGGGUCGUUUUGGGAAGCGGGGAUUGGCCAUCAACAUGGUGGACAGCAGGUUCAGCAUGAACAUCCUCAACAAGAUCCAGGAUCACUUCAGUAAGUCAGGAUGUCUGAAUAAAUAAUUUAUUUAUUGACCUUUCAAAUCAAAUUUGCUACCCCUCCCAAAUGAUUUUUAAACUUCGAGGUCAGUUUUCCCGGACACGGAUCAAGCCUAGUAUGAACUAAAAAGCGUUUUCCAUGGAGAUUCUUCAUUGAGCUUGCUUUUUGGUUCAGGACUAAAUAAUGUCCGGGAAAACCGUCCCCAAGAGUGUGACGGUCUUUACAAUGACCUUAUCCUCAAUCAUCCACAGAUAAGAAGAUCGAGAAGCUGGACACAGAUGAUCUGGAUGAGAUAGAGAAAAUCGCCGGCUGAAAAGAGAGAAAGAGUUCAGAACCACAUGACUGCUCAAAGCCCUGCUCCCCCCACCCCCGACUCUCCUUGGACUGUUCUCAUACAGUGUUUUAAUUUGAAAAUUUUAGCGUUUGAGAGAAGUGCAAAGCCACAAACACAGCUAUAAUGUUUACAUGUGGUGUAAAUGUCUUAUAUCUCUCAGAUAUAUUUUAACAAGUCUCUGAAACGUUCCUGUUUCACUCUUUCUACUUAUUCAUGAAUAAAGUUUAUAAUAUUAGCAAACAUUUUAUUUGUAUAUGUGCAUUGUAAUGCCAUCAUGGUGGUAGGCUUAAGAGUGCAAUGGCUUGUGCUUAUGAAAAACAUUUUAAAAUUAUGCAAAUUAAAUGUUACUAGUUCAUAUCUUCCCUGUUCAUGCAGUUAUUUUGGUGGAAUGGAAACAAGCCCUCUCAUUUUAUAUAAAGAUAUUUUUGUUUAACCCAGUCCCUGAAUGAGAUCUCCAGGAGAGCAUAAUCAGGAAAGUAAGCUGAAUGCUUUAAGAUUUUAGUUAUCAUUUGUGAAUGUUUUGCAAUGAAUACAAGAAUUCUGAUAAGUAGUACAAAGAGUGAAAUAGAUGUAUUGUUUUGAGAGGUCUUUGUUUUUUGUAAAAUCAUAAAGUUACUUAGUUGUGAUGGUUGGGGUCAGGGUUCC